Daucus carota subsp. sativus is the source of this 1704-nucleotide messenger RNA. RefSeq names its product calmodulin-binding protein 60 A. Bases 139 to 1455 code for a protein of 438 amino acids. The transcript is spliced from 6 exons. Gene Ontology annotation, biological process: regulation of salicylic acid biosynthetic process. Gene Ontology annotation, molecular function: DNA-binding transcription factor activity; sequence-specific DNA binding; calmodulin binding. The record is from RefSeq and is a predicted model, not a curated record. Lineage: Eukaryota; Viridiplantae; Streptophyta; Magnoliopsida; Apiales; Apiaceae. Gene Ontology annotation, cellular component: nucleus.
CAUUUCUACUUGACGAUUAUCUUUACUAAAUGUUCUUUGUUUUUGUUGUUUUCAAGGGAGGGGCUGGACAUAUCGGCUCUGCUCAGGCUCUUCCUCAUCAAGGAUCUAGCUUCUAAUAAGGUAAAAGAGUCACUUGAUAUGGAGAACGAAAAUUCCUUGCAUCUCAUACCAGGCAAUCUAAGGAGACAAGUGAAUACUUUUGAGGCACGAAGCUUGCGUCUCAUGUUCUCGCGAAAUGUCAGUUCCCCUCUCCUCACAGGCAAUAAAAUUGAAGGAGAAGGAGGUAUCUCUAUCAACUUAACCUUAGUUGACGGCCUAAAAGGAGACGUAAAAUCUGGACCUGAAGCUACAGCGAAGGUUGAAAUACUGGCUCUGAGGGGUGAUUGUGUCGGACAUGAAGGAUGCAAUGGGAAAUUAGAAGACUUCAAUAAUAGGAUUGUUACUAAAAUGGAAGGAAAGAGAUCCAUAUUUCAAGGUACUACUACCCUAAAGCUUAAAGAAGGCAUCAGCAGCAUCGAUGAUCUUUCUUUUACACAGAGUUCAUGCUGGACGAAAAUAUCAAAGUUGUGCCUUGGGGCAAGAGCUGUGGAUAGCUUUCCAGGAACUACAAUAGAGCCAGCAGAGACGGAAUCCUUCGAUCUUAAAGAUAAUCGCACUACAUCAUAUGCAAAGAAAAAUAUUCCAUUGUUGUCUGAUAAAGUAUCACGGAUUAACUGUAUUGGGAAAGUCGCAACAAAACGUCUGAAUGAUGUAGAGGUCAAAACCGUAAAGGAUCUUCUAGUACUCCUCAACACAAAUCCACAGAGACUCCACAAGAUACUUAAUUUCAACUCCAAGGCAUUGGAGGGAGUAACAGACCAUGCAAAGACAUGCAUAAUUGAUGAAGCCAAGGUCUACAUGUACAUUGAUCCCAAUUCACAACAAAUGUGUGGUGUUGUAUAUGAUGUUAUACGACAAGUGAAGGGAUUAAUCAAGGAAUACCAGUACUUUCCUUUUCAUAGGCUAUCUGAUAAUGAAAAGAAGAAUGCAAAAAAUUUGGUAGUACGUGCGCUUGGUCAGGGGGAAAAGGUGAGCACAUAUAACGAUUUAAACUCUCUCAUGGAAUGCUUUCCUCUAGCAUUGGAGUCAGCAGUCAAGGGAAAUUCUAAUCAAUUCAUCAGCUGGGAUUCUCCGUUGUUCGAUACGUGGGAGCAAGCAGGUAGUCCACCAUACAAUAUCUGUAUUAAUUGCAUUGGGAAAUCAAGUCCAAUGAGAUCUCAUGAACAAGGCCUCUGCAGUCCAACAUACUCUAUUUCCCAUUAUGAGGAAGAAUUUCUGAAUUUAGUGACCUUCAACAAUCAACGUGAAAGGAAAUCAAAGCUUAAACUGUCAUGGUUUAUUAUCUGUGUUUCAAGGUUCUUUGUGAUGAAGAAAAGGGUUGGAACCUCUGUUAACAAAAGACAGAAGAUCUCAUGACAUGUGCAGAAAAGAUUAAUUCAUAGUUACAUACAUGAUAAUUUAGAACUAGUCUUAUAGGAACUGCAGAUGAAGAUAGGUGCAGGUUCAGGGUAGUAGAAUGUUAGUAUAUUUUCUUCCACUUUGUUUGGUUUUGCAUAGACCUCACUAAUUGUUUGUCAUGUACUGAUGAUUACCAUGUAUUUUCAUGUUUCAUAUAUAUAAAAUGUUGAACUCAAAAUCAUUUUACUCAGGGUUCAUGUAUUUUUA